Messenger RNA from Dromaius novaehollandiae (emu), 5102 nucleotides. It is a transcript of the gene SATB2, whose product is annotated as SATB homeobox 2. Gene Ontology annotation, biological process: regulation of transcription by RNA polymerase II; chromatin remodeling. The transcript is spliced from 13 exons. The record is from RefSeq and is a predicted model, not a curated record. The coding region runs from base 233 to 2428 and encodes 731 amino acids. NCBI's taxonomy places the organism in Eukaryota, Metazoa, Chordata, Aves, Casuariiformes, Dromaiidae. Gene Ontology annotation, molecular function: DNA-binding transcription factor activity, RNA polymerase II-specific; RNA polymerase II cis-regulatory region sequence-specific DNA binding.
AUACAAGCUAAUAGGUGAAGUGACUUUUACCUUCUUUACUUGAAGGAGACACAAAGAAGCAGACAGAAGUACCGAAGUCCUAAAUCGCCAGUUCUUCUAACUUUGUGGCCAUUGAUCCGCGGGAAUUCGUAGUUCGACAUCAAAGAGCCCAACUCAGCCAACUUGCAGACAGGCCAUAAGCAGUCCCUGCUCCUUCUACUGCGAGCUGCCAGCGGGAGCCGCGUCGCCGAGCAUGGAGCGGAGGAGCGAGAGCCCCUGCCUGCGGGACAGCCCCGACAGAGGCAGCGGCAGCCCCGACGUCAAGGGCCCCCCCCCCGGCAAGGUGGCCCGGCUGGAGCAGAACGGCAGCCCCAUGGGCACCCGCGGGCGGCCCAACGGCGCCGUGACCAAGCCCGUGGGAGGUUUGAUGAUUCCCGUCUUUUGUGUGGUGGAGCAGUCAGAUGCCUCUCUUGAAUACGAUAAUCGAGAAGAGCAUGCUGAGUUCGUUCUGGUUCGCAAAGAUGUGCUCUUUAGCCAGCUGGUGGAGACAGCGCUCCUGGCUCUGGGGUAUUCCCACAGUUCUGCAGCUCAGGCACAAGGAAUAAUCAAGCUUGGGAGGUGGAAUCCCCUCCCUCUCAGUUAUGUGACUGAUGCACCAGAUGCGACAGUAGCCGACAUGCUACAAGAUGUCUAUCAUGUUGUGACAUUGAAAAUCCAAUUACAAAGUUGUUCAAAGUUGGAAGACUUGCCAGCAGAGCAGUGGAACCACGCCACAGUUCGCAAUGCCUUAAAGGAACUGCUCAAAGAGAUGAAUCAGAGCACACUAGCCAAAGAAUGCCCUCUCUCCCAGAGUAUGAUUUCAUCCAUUGUAAAUAGCACAUACUAUGCCAAUGUGUCAGCAACCAAGUGCCAGGAGUUUGGGAGAUGGUACAAAAAGUACAAGAAGAUUAAAGUGGAAAGAGUGGAAAGAGAAAACCUUUCAGACUAUUGUGUUCUCGGUCAACGUCCCAUGCACUUACCAAAUAUCAACCAGCUGGCAACCUUGGGAAAAACUAACGAACAGUCUCCUCAUGGCCAAAUUCACCACAGUACUCCAAUCCGAAACCAAGUGCCAACGAUGCAGACAAUGAUAAACCCGGGGCUCCUGUCUCCUCAGCUCAGUCCGCAACUGGUAAGGCAGCAGAUAGCAAUGGCCCAUCUGAUAAACCAACAGAUCGCUGUCAGCCGGCUACUGGCUCACCAGCACCCUCAAGCUAUCAACCAACAGUUCUUGAAUCAUCCACCCAUCCCUCGAGCUGUCAAACCGGAGCCAUCGAAUUCAUCGGUGGAGGUCUCUCCAGAUAUUUACCAGCAAGUCAGAGAUGAGCUGAAGAGAGCCAGUGUGUCUCAAGCUGUCUUUGCAAGAGUAGCAUUCAACCGCACACAGGGCUUGCUGUCAGAGAUCCUGCGUAAGGAAGAAGACCCUAGGACAGCUUCCCAGUCCCUCCUGGUAAACUUAAGGGCAAUGCAGAAUUUCCUCAACCUGCCCGACUCAGAGCGGGAUCGUAUAUAUCAGGAUGAGAGAGAGAGAAGUAUGAACCCCAACGUGAGCAUGGUGUCUUCGGCAGCCAGCAGCCCGAGCUCCUCCCGAACGCCCCAGGCCAAAACCUCGACACCAACAACAGACCUCCCCAUUAAGGCGGACGGCGCCAACGUCAACAUCACAGCUGCCAUUUAUGACGAGAUCCAACAGGAGAUGAAAAGGGCCAAGGUAUCUCAAGCUCUGUUUGCCAAAGUGGCUGCCAAUAAAAGUCAGGGCUGGCUGUGUGAGCUGCUUCGCUGGAAAGAAAACCCAAGCCCAGAAAACCGCACCCUUUGGGAGAACCUCUGCACCAUUCGCCGCUUCCUGAACCUUCCCCAGCAUGAGAGGGAUGUGAUCUACGAGGAAGAGUCCAGACAUCACCACAGUGAGCGUAUGCAGCAUGUUGUCCAGCUUACUCCUGAGCCCGUGCAGGUCCUCCACAGACAGCAGUCCCAGCCUGCAAAGGAAAAUUCACCACCUAGAGAAGAGGCUCCUCCUCCGACCGCUGAGGACACUUGUGCCAAAAAGCCAAGAUCCCGUACCAAGAUAUCCUUGGAAGCUCUAGGUAUCCUUCAAAGCUUUAUCCACGAUGUAGGUCUCUACCCUGAUCAGGAAGCCAUUCACACCCUGUCUGCUCAGCUGGAUCUCCCCAAACACACCAUCAUCAAAUUCUUCCAGAACCAGCGUUACCACGUAAAGCACCAUGGGAAGCUAAAAGAGCAUUUGGGAACAGUGGUUGAUGUGGCAGAGUACAAGGAUGAGGAGCUGCUGACAGAGUCCGAGGAGAACGACAGCGAGGAGGGCUCUGAGGAGAUGUACAAAGUGGAGCCCGAAGAGGAGAACCCCGACAAAAGCAAGGCAGCCCCAGCGGACAUCGACCAGAGAUAAUGCGAGAUAGGAACACAGAAAGCAAUACAUUGAUCCAAGGAUUUUCUGUUUUUAUUUUCAAUUUUUCCUCUUUUUACUUUUUGUUUGUUUGUUUGUUUCUGAUGCGCAUGAUCCAUGUGCAAACCGAAUGAGUUCAGCAUUGCCCAAUCAAACAUCGCCUUGACACAGACACUUGAGCGUUACACUUCCUACAUUUGACUGACGUAAUCAUUGUAAUCACAUAGGAUUAUGCCUUCAUUAAUCUUGCACUUAUGAAAGGGACAUCUAGCAAGUAAAUGGGAAGAAAAAGUCCUAUCAUAUCAAUGAAGGAAAAUUUACGACUUUGUGUGUGUAUAUAUAUAUAUUUACAUAAAAUAUAUAUAUAUUAAAAUUGCAUGGGACAGAACUUUACAACCUGGAAGUAUAGACUGUGAAAUGAGUUCUUUACAGAUGAGACUUGUUUAUGUAUUAAAACCACUUCACAAUGAGUUGCUUUGGCUUUUUGAUAAACUGCCGCCUGCUCUCAGGGUGUGGUGACUAUUUUUGAAUUCCUAUUUAUUUUCUAUGUUUUUCCCUGAUUUUUUUUAUUAUAUGGCUUCCUAUCUGGCAACUCGAUGGGUAAUUUUUGAGGUAUGUAUUUAAAGACGUAAAUCAACACUGCCAAAAAAAGAAAAGAGGAAAAAAAGAGAGAAAAUGGAAAAACAAAUCAGGGCACCUUAAAAAGAAAACUAGUAAGUUUAAAGUACUUUAAACACAAUGCACACUUAAAAUGAUACAGCAUGUUGCAUUCUCUAAACUCUCCUUUCUGUAGUGAACAGAUGAAUUUUAACGGGAUUCAGAGUGACUAAACUGAAAUUCAGUGCAUAGAAGACUUGUCCAUUACUGAGGUCUUAAUAGAGAAGAAAAAUAACGUGUUGAGAGUUGAUGUAUGGAAUUCAUACUAUGAACCACGUUUUACUGUGGAUUUUAUUUACCUGUUCUCUGUUUCAGAUCUUAAACUUUAUAAGCUUCCUUCUUGUUGUUGCUUUUUGUUUUUAUUAAAGUGAAAAACACACAAACACAAAUGUAAAGUUACGGUCGGAAACAAAAUGCUGCACUCCCAACCAUGCUGUCGGGGUAAACGCUGGCAGAUGAAGGGAUUGCAUUGCUGACUUCCCAUCCACCCUGCUUUCCCACCUCCCCUUUAUUCCCGUCCUCAUUGGGCUUCCUUGUGUGCUGCAUUUUGUGCCAGUGGAAGGAGGUGUUUUCAGCCACCGGUCUCCGGCUGAGCCCGUGUCCCGCGCACGGCAGCCCAGGCACGGGCGCUUUCGGGCCCUCGCUGCCCCGCAGCUGCAGGCUGUGAGCGCGGGGCAGCGCACGCAGCCACCACACUGCCGGAGGGUUGCGCAGAGACCUAGCGUAGCGGCUACGUUACAUAAAGCAGAACUAAUGCUGACUGACUCUUCAAUGGCAUGAGCACUAAAGCUGCAAUCUACUAUAGUUCCUAACUGUUUUGAGGCAUCAUGUCGAAAGAGACAUCAAGUAGCAUUUACUUUUCACUUCCGUGCAAUGAUUUCCGAGAAAAAAACCUCACCUUCACUACUAUUGCAGCUCGAUUGAAUUCAGACUCCUGUUUAAACUGCAGUCAUAACCAUACCAACAAGUUUCUGUUUUUCUUUCUUUUGUUUUUUCCACAUGGGCUUUUCAUGUAACCUUGACAAAGACCUCAUGCAAUAUCACUUUGAAAGUUAUUUUCUGUUUACUACACCAGGCAAUGUAAUAUAACUGUUAAUACUAUUUAUAUAUUUGAAAGGUAUAAAAGGUAGGAGUUAAAAACAAAAAAACAAACCUCUACGUGUAGAUAUUUACUCAGAACAGACAAUAUACAGGGAGAAGACGUUGCAAUACAAGCUAAUUCUAGCUGCUCAGUAACCUCUGGAGUUUUUAAGGGAUUUUUUCAAAACUGAUGUUUGAAAUAUAAGAGUAUCUCUGCAUAAAUUUCAUAUACCUUUGCAAAAUAAUUGUGGGUUGCUUACUUACGCCCCUUUUGCUCUUCAUCCUUUAUUUCUGUAGUAUGCUGCAGCUUUAAUCAGAAUUUCAAUGGUUGCUGCUUUAUGUUUCUCUCAGAGCUACUCUUUCAAAACUGUCUUCUUAUCCUGUUGCUGAAAUCACUCCAUACAUUUGAAAGGAAACUGAAUUUUGCCAAGCUCUUGUAAGAUUGUUCAUCUGAUGAUGGCAUCAACAUUUGGUAUCUUUUACACUUCAACCAAAAAUUUUAUUAGGUAUUUUUUCAAUGCUGAGUCUUGCGUUUUUAUUUUCAAUUUCACUGCCAAUUUUGCAGUGGUUCUAAGUGAAUCUGUGGGCAUUUUAGCCUGUGGUCUUGCCAGAACUUUGCGAAUUACAAUGCAUAUAUGUCUAUUUAUUCAAUAUCCAUCAUAUAAUAUCUAUUUGGAGAAAGAAACUUUUCUUGUAGUGCCUCUUAACAAAGCACAAUUUUCCGCCUUUUUUGUGAAAUAAAAAAUAAAAAAAACAAAUUGUGUUUUAUCGCGGUAUCAACAAUGUGAAUAAGGAUUAACAUAUUGUAAAUGUUCUUUUUUCCAUGUAAAUCAACUUUAUCUUUGUUAUCACUAAGUGAUAAUUAAUUUUUAACUUAUGUGCAUUGUUAGGCUGUUAGAAUUUUUUGGUUGUUGAAAUAAAACGCAUUCAAUAAAUAUGA